AUGACCAUGAAGAAUUUGACUCCAGUUGUCAUUGGUGUGGGGGAUAUCAAAAAUGGUUCAAGGAAACUCGAAGAUGCAGUCGAACCGGCGGAUUUAAUGCUCAACGCUAUCCACAAGGCAAUUGUUGAUACGGGGCUUUCCUUAGAAGCUUCCAGGGAGCUUCAAUCUGGCAUAGACAGCGUGAAUGUCGUUGCUACUUGGACUUGGCGAUAUUUGGAUCUCCCUACCCUCCUAUCAGAUAAGCUGGGUAUUCAACCUCAACACAAGCUCUAUAGCCAUCAUGGAGGUAACGCGCCUGGGAAAUUAUUCGACGAUGCUGCUCGUCGCUUAUCACAAGGGAAGAGCAAGAUAGCGAUAGUGACUGGAGGAGAGGCUUUGGCAUCAUUGGAUGCAUUCUCCCGGGCAGGAAAACCUCCACCAUCAAGUUGGACCAAACCGGCUGAGGGUGUCCCUGACGUGUUCCGGCCAAAGGGGCCAGGAAAGGAAGAGAACAUUGGGACUAUCCACUCCGUUGGGCUACCCCUGCAUGUAUAUCCGCUGUACGAGAAUGGCUUUAGAGCAUAUCGAAAGCAAUCUAUGCAGGAAAACGUUAAAGAGUCUGCUGAAUUAUAUGCUGAAUUCUCGCUGGUUGCAGAAAAGCAGCCUCUUGCUUGGAAUUACGGGAAACCCGCAGAAACAGAGCUAUCUCUGAGUACGAUCACGGGAAGGAAUAGGAUGAUCUGCUACCCUUACAACGCUCGUCAACUUGGAGUACCAGAAGAUCGAUGGAUCUACCCAUUGGGCGGUGCGGGCACCGAGGAUAGUGGCAACUUCUGGGAACGACCAAACUUUUACUCCAGCCCGUCGAUAUCCAGGUCUCUAGAUGCAGCCUUACAGUCAUCUGGACUUAGGAAAGAAGACGUGGACCUGUUUGACUUUUACUCAUGUUUUCCAAUCGUCCCCAAACUUGCUGCCCACCAUCUAGGCCUACCUAUUGUUAAAGGCUCUAAGCCUAUCACUCUCCUGGGUGGAUUGACAUCCUUUGGGGGUGCAGGAAACAACUAUUCUAUGCAUGCGAUUACGGAGAUGGUACGGCAGCUCAGAAAAGCCACGGGAGCCCCCAGGCAUGGCCUAAUACUCGCAAAUGGCGGCGUGAUAAGCUAUCAGCAUGCCAUCUGCCUUUCAUCAAGCCGGAGGAAGGACGGUUCCCCUUAUCCAACUGAAAGACCUCUCCCUGAAGUUGUGACCGAUGUUGACAUUCCGGUCGUUGAUGCUGAAGCAGAGGGUGAAGCAGCAAUUGAGACCUAUACUGUGGAGUUUAACCGUGAUGGGAGCCCAAUGUGCGCAUAUAUCGUGGGCCUCUUGAGGAGCACGGAUCACAGGUUUAUUGCUAACCAUGCUGAUGACCGUACAUUAGAGGAACUAUCGAAUACAAACAACGAACCUAUUGGAAGGGUUGGAUACGUUUUGAAAGAUCCCGAGGAGAAGGGAAGGAACUUACAGAAUGGCCAGUACCCGCUACCUCAGUCACCACAACAGUCCUUUCCGCCGCCAGCAACACCUCCGCAACAAUCUUACCAGCAGUCUCCCCAGGCCUAUCCGCAGGUCGUAAUUCCGGCGUAUACAGCUCAUUUGGUGCAAAGCCAGCUGCUGCAGCCUCCGUUACGGCCGCACGACUUCGCCGCUCCCGCCCCUUCGCUAUCUCAACCAAUUCCUCCCCACUAUUCCGCUCCGCCGCACGCGAGCUUCCAGUAUGGAGGGCCUGUGGUGUCACCGGGCUCACCGUACGCGAUGCCUAAUCGACCUGUGAAUGCCUAUAACUCUCCGCAUGCAUUAUACCCCGUCCCUCUACCACCUCGGCCCCAAACACAACCUCCACAAUGUCACUCUCAGUCGAUAGCUCCCCGGCAAGUUUCGCAGCCGAUUUCUCCCCAGGUACAGACACACUCUUCGGCCCAAAGGUACCCGCAGCCAAUGGUUCAAAUGCCCUUGAAGGCACAGAGUGCUGGUCAUACCCAGAAGGAAUCCAAACCGUCGAGACCCCAAUCGCAAACUCGACCUUCGCCGCAAGUAAUGGGGUCGAAACCGUCAUCCCAGCAUAAAGAUGGAGGGCAUGAGAACGCGAAGCCACCUGUGGAUUAUCAGGUAUUGCUUCUAGCGCUAGCUGAUGAAUACCUUGACGCUGCUCAUAGCCAAGCUACUUUACUUGCGGUUUCCAGGGAUCAGCGGGAAAUGGAACAAUAUUACAAGCUGGUUGCCACAGGUUUACGGUGUAUGGAGGCACUGUUAAAGAACUGGAGGCUGGCUCCUCAAACAGAGGCUCUCGUCACACUGCGCUUCGCUAAGAUAUUGUAUGAAGAGACGAAUAAUGAUACCAAAGCUGAAACAAUCUUGAGUAAAGGGAUUGACUUAUGUGAAAGGAAUCGGAUGUUUGAUCUCAAGUACGGCAUGCAGCAGCUACUCUGCCGGAUAUUAUCCAAAUCCAACCUGAAAGCCGCAAUCAAAACCGUCGACGGCGUUAUCCGUGAUAUUGAAGCGUAUCGACAUGUCGGCUGGGAAUAUGCCUUUCGCCUGUUACGAGUUUCAAUUUCUCUAUCCCCUUCUCCGCAUCAAGACUUAGUUGGUGCUUUGCAUAACCUUCAAAAAAUAUCCUCAUUAGCGACAUCCUACAGGGAUAAGGCGAUAUCAGUGGUAGCAGCAGUUCUUGAGGCGUUGAUUCAUCUACAGCAGUCCACAAUUGCGGAUUCUAUUGAACACGCACAACGAGCAAUUGCUACUGCCAGAAGUCGUCAGCUUGACCCUGAAGUUCGCAAUAUACCCCAACUUAAUUCAGUCAUCCAAAUGGUGGACAUAUGCUGUAGCAUUCUCGAAUACGAUAUCAACCAGUCUAGCCAAAAACUCAAAGAAAUGCAACAGUCGAUGGAUCAGGAUAUCCAUAAUCCAAAGUGGAGGGAUGAUGGGUCAUUCACUCUCCCGAUGAGCGCUGGAACCAUGGAAUCAGCGUCGCCACGGGAGCAUAGAAAUGCUAGCCACACAUUCGAAUUAACCAUGGGCUGGCUUCCAGAGCACGACCUCUACGCUCUCUGUUACUUCCUCAGCUCUAUCACCCUGAGCGCAAAAAACUCGCAAGACGGCCACAAGGCAGAGAAGUAUCUUCAGGAAGGCUUAGGGAUGAUGAAAGCCAGUCUUGCAUCUCCACAGGGGAUCUCAGAAUCGUUCAUGUCAUCGUCCUCCCGUAUCCAAUGGAGGAGGACCUUAUAUUGCAAUAUGCUCCUCCAGCAGGCUUUCCUCUCUUGUUCUCGGACAGAAUGGCGAUUAGCGAAUAAGGUUCUCAAAGAAGUGAGAAAUACUUUAUCUGAGCUAGGGGAAAUGGCAAACGACGAUAUAAAAUGCCUGGCAGAAUAUGCCCGCGGUAUCAUUCACCAAGCAACUGGUGAUAUCGCGGCAGCAAUGUCUAUCUUCCGGCAGCCCAUGUUUUCCCUGGCUCACAUAAGCAAUAAAGCCCCACGAAGCAGUCCUCAUCGUGAUACAUCAAUCCUAGCCAAUUUGAACCUCGUACUUCUCUUACGAGAUCCUUCGAAGGCUGACCAUCCACUUGCCGUCGAAACUCUAAACGCUGUCGGGCCAUACUGCCAGAGUAGCCCGAACAAAUACAUCCGAGCUGCGCAUUCUCUCAUAAGCGCAACCAUACACACCGAAUCCACUAUCCAAACAAAACGUGAUCUCCACCAGGCGCUGCAAGCUGCCACAGCGAUUCAAAACAGUCAAAUAACCUGCGUCGCAUUAACUUUUAUGAGUUGGAAAUAUUUCAGAGGGGUGGUUGGCGAACAAUCCGAAAAGAGCGCGAUGGCGGCUAGAGCCAUGGCAAGAAAAGCAGAUGACAAACUAUGGAUGAGCGUUACGGAGGACUUAUUAGCCGAGACCUUAGACCGACAAGGGAAGUCGGGAGAAGCUCAGACGCUGAGAAACAAAGCAGAUAAACAAUUGGAGGCGUUACCGCCAGCGCUAAAGAUGUCGAGAGGCGAUGGGAAUGGAAAUGGAAAUGGUAAAUCUGGCGCUAAUGGGAGAUGA
This is a messenger RNA of Arthroderma uncinatum, 4050 nucleotides long. RefSeq lists its product as uncharacterized. Lineage: Eukaryota; Fungi; Ascomycota; Eurotiomycetes; Onygenales; Arthrodermataceae. The transcript has 14 exons. Bases 1 to 4050 code for a protein of 1349 amino acids. Gene Ontology annotation, molecular function: double-stranded DNA binding; acyltransferase activity. Gene Ontology annotation, cellular component: SMC loading complex; chromatin. Gene Ontology annotation, biological process: mitotic sister chromatid cohesion; maintenance of mitotic sister chromatid cohesion. The record is from RefSeq and is a predicted model, not a curated record.